This is a messenger RNA of Eutrema salsugineum, 1474 nucleotides long. Its product is annotated as 1-aminocyclopropane-1-carboxylate oxidase homolog 12-like. The record is from RefSeq and is a predicted model, not a curated record. Lineage: Eukaryota; Viridiplantae; Streptophyta; Magnoliopsida; Brassicales; Brassicaceae.
UUAAAUACACCUCAUUUUUCGGGGUUUUUGGUUGAAAUCUCAAACUUCCAGGUUUUUUUUCGCAAAUUUUCCCACCACACACUAAUGACCUAACUUCAACCGGCGGUUCUCAAUCUUUCCUUUAUUAUCCUCAUUUUGCUUUAUCUUCUUCAAAGCCGAGAUCUUGUAAGAAGAAAAAAAGAACAAAAAAAAAGAUGACCAAAAACUCGAACGAACUCGAUCCUUAUAUCGAGCGCAAAGCUUUCGACGAGACAAAAGGAGGAGUAAAAGGCCUCGUCGACGCUAAAAUCACUGAAGUUCCUCGAAUCUUCCACAUACCUCAAGAUACCUUAACAGACAAGAAACCAUCUGCCUCUGUAUUAGACCUAGAGAUCCCUACCAUCGACUUUGCAAGCGUUCACGUGGACACGGCAUCACGUGAAGCCGUCGUAGAGAAAGUCAAAUACGCGGCGGAGAAGUGGGGAUUCUUCCAGGUGGUCAAUCAUGGUGUUCCUUUAAACGUUCUUGAAGAGAUCAAAGAUGGAGUUCGCAGGUUUCACGAGGAAGAUCCUGAGGUCAAGAAACGAUACUUCUCGCGUGAUAUCGCCAAUAAAAAUUUUGUCUACAACAGUAAUUUCGAUCUAUACAGUCCUUCGCCGUCUGUUAACUGGAGAGAUACUUUCCAGUGUUACAUAGCUCCAGAUCCUCCAACUCCUGAGGAACUCCCAGUGACUUGCAGGGAUGCUAUGUUCGAAUACUCAAAGCAUGUGCUGAGUUUAGGUGGUCUGCUCUUAGAGCUUCUCUCAGAAGCCCUAGGUUUGAAUUCUGAGAUCCUUAAGAGCAUGGAUUGCUUAAAGAAUUUGCUCAUGGUCUGCCAUUAUUACCCUCCGUGUCCACAACCAGACCUAACUUUGGGGAUAAGUAAACACUCAGACACCUCUUUCCUCACGGUUCUUCUUCAAGACAACAUCGGUGGUCUUCAAGUUCUUCAUCAAGACUCUUGGGUAGAUGUCGCUCCUCUUCCUGGAGCUCUCAUCAUCAACAUCGGAGAUUUCUUGCAGCUGAUAACGAACGAUAAGUUUGUAAGUGUGGAGCAUAGGGUGCUUGCGAAUAGACAAGGACCAAGAAUUUCAGUAGCAAGCUUUUUCAGCUCAAGUAAAGGGCCCGAUUCCACAGUUUAUGGACCGAUGAAAGAGCUUGUGUCUGAAAACAACCCUCCAAAAUAUAGAGACAUAACCUUGAAAGAAUACACAGAAGGAUUCAUUGAGAAAGGUCUCGAUGGAACAUCGCAUCUCUUGAAUUUCAGGAUAUGAAUUCUGUGUGUUUGUUAGCAUCAGUCACUCUGUUCUUGGCUCUUUAAUAAUAAAACCAGUGUACCUAAAGAAAAAUGUGCGUUUCUACGUAAAUGUAAUGAGCUACUCUGUAUUUGGAUCUUUCUACUUUAGCCAAUAAGUAUCCCAUUACGUAGCCAUAAGUGAAUGCAUUGCAUUGAUUU